Messenger RNA from Rattus rattus (black rat), 1407 nucleotides. Its product is annotated as protein BTG1-like. The record is from RefSeq and is a predicted model, not a curated record. Gene Ontology annotation, biological process: negative regulation of mitotic cell cycle; negative regulation of cell population proliferation. The transcript has 5 exons. The coding region runs from base 610 to 1095 and encodes 161 amino acids. Lineage: Eukaryota; Metazoa; Chordata; Mammalia; Rodentia; Muridae. Gene Ontology annotation, cellular component: cytoplasm; nucleus.
CAACCAUUACCACACUCACGUCAAGCAGGCUGGCACCAGCCCAGACUGGUCUAGCUUGAGUCAAAAAUCCUGCAAACAAGCUCGGCCUGUAAGGGAACCAUAUUUUUGUUCUCCUGUGUCAUCCCCACAAUCAGUGGAUGACUUGUGGACAGGCUGCAUGUUACUAAGCCUACUUUGCCUGGAGAAGAGAUCAACCCAGUGAUAGAACAAAAUUCACCAUCAACCAGCCACCUCAGAGUUCUGGUGAAGUAGAUCACAGACCAGCACAUUUUGCCUGGGGAGAGCUUAAGAUUCUUUCUGCUACUGCCUGUGCACCAUUCCAACUAGUAAGAUUUCAAGGUCCUGCUGCUGGCUGAGCACCCAAUCAUCCCAGCCUGGCAAGAGCCCAAGGUCCUUUCCACUGCUCGUUGUGUACCAUCCCAGCCUCGCGAGAGUUCAAGGUCCUUUCUACCACUGGCGUACCAAUACUCCCAAAAGCCUAGUUUCAGUCACACAGCCUGUGUGCAAGCCAACCUCGUAAGUGACCGAGACCUUACACUCUUGUGCCACCGGACCUGUCUCUGGCCCAGCUGAAGUCAAUAAACCUGCACGCCAACAACAAUUGCCACCAUGAUUGGCGAGAUCUGUGUUGCAGCAACCUUCAUCUCCAAGUUCCUGUGCACCAGGGGCCUCAGGAAUGAGCAGCAGCUACAGAUCUUCAGCCAGAGCCUGCAGGAGCUACUGGUAGAGCACUACAAACAUCACUGGUUCCCAGAGAAGCCCUGCAAGGGUUCAGGUUACAGGUGUAUUCGUAUUAACCAUAAGAUGGAUCCUCUGGUCGGCCAGGCAGCCCAGCAGAUUGGACUAAGCAGCCGAGAGCUGUUCAGGCUUCUCCCAAGUGAACUCACACUGUGGGUUGACCCCUACGAAGUGUCCUACAGGAUUGGAGAGGAUGGCUCCAUCUGUGUGCUGUAUGAAGCCUCACCAGCGGGAGGUAGCUCUCAAAACAGCACCAACGCUCAAACAGUAGAUAGCAGAAGCAGCUGUAAGGAGGAACCUCUUUUGGGCAGAACAAGCCCUUCUAAAAACUACAAUAUGAUGACUGUAUCAGGUUAAGAUACAGUCUACGGAUGGAUCAUCUUAUAAUGGACGGAUAAAUUUGAUUUUUGCUUUGGGUGGGCUCCUCUUGGGGAUGGAUUAUUGAAUUUAAACCAUGUCACAGCUGUGAAGAUCUGGAAUGAGAUCGUGUUGAUAUUUUGUAAGUGACACGGCUAUAGUUUGAAUAGUAUCUUUCAGUGAUGUAAUAGUCUGUGAGUUCAAGCAAGCAUUCACUUUAUUUUUAGGGAGUGAAGUCAUAGGUUGGUUUUAGUUUAUCCCAAUCCUUGUUACAUCAGUCCCUUUAAGAAAAAAUUAAUUUCAUUUUAUAUU